GUGAAAUAGCUGUAGCAAAUAAUCUUGUGAGAGGCCACUGCUAGCUCUAGCUUAGCUGCUCUAUGGCACAGGAGAACAUAUAGGAGAUGUAACAGCAAGUGCACAGGGAGGGAAAGAGAGAGAGAUGAGUGAUUGGCAAUACACGCACGUGUCCCAAUCCCUCGAUCAAUCAAGCUAGCCUAGCCUAGCUAUAUAUUAACUAGGGCGCCACACCACAGACGCCGGAGAUCAGAACGAAUCAUAUCGUUCAACGAGCGUCCGGCCGGCGGGCGACGCGCUGUCGAGCAAGAGCGCCGCCGCCCGAUCAAUCGCUCGCCACCAUGAUUCACCCCAACCAGCCGCUGGCGCUGUCCGCGGCGAAGAACGCGAGCACCGUCGUCGUCGGCUCGCCGCUCCUCGCGGCGUCGCCGGCCUCCUCCCCCGCGGCGGCGUGCUGUAGCAGCCAGCUGCAGCAGCGGCGAGCCGCCGGGCCCGGGAGGAGGGGCGCCGGUAGGCUCGCGGCGCCGAGGUGCAGCACCAUCGAGCAGGCCGCCGGCGUGUCGUCGGCCGUGACGGUGGACAGGACGCUGACGGUGACCGCCACGGUGACCGUGCAGCCGCCCAUCGGCGUCGUCUACGCCGCCCGCGGCAUCGACGACCUCACCGACCUCAUCGGCAAGACGCUCCUCCUCGAGCUCGUCAGCUCCGAGCUCGACCCAAGGACGGGGAAGGAGAAGGAGACGGUGAGCGCGUUCGCGCACAGGACGAUGAAGCAGGACACGUACGAGGCGGAGUUCGCCGUGCCGGCGACGUUCGGGCCGGUGGGCGCCGUGCUGGUGGAGAACGAGCACCACCGCGAGAUGUUCGUCAAGGAGAUCUGCCUCGUCACCGGCGCCGACGACUCCUCCGCCGUCACCUUCGACUGCAACUCCUGGGUCCACUCCAAGUUCGACAACCCCGACCGCCGCAUCUUCUUCACCGUCAAGUCGUACCUGCCGGCGCAGACGCCCAAGGGGAUCGAGGCGCUGAGGAAGAAGGAGCUGGAGACGCUGCGCGGCGACGGCACCGGCGAGCGCAAGUUCUUCGACCGCGUCUACGACUACGACGUCUACAACGACCUCGGCGACCCCGACUUCAAGAUCGAGCACCUCCGCCCCGUCCUCGGCGGCGACGAACACCCCUACCCUCGCCGCUGCCGCACCGGCCGCCCCCACACCGAGAUCGAUCCGCGGACGGAGAAGAGGAGGGGGCCGGUGUACGUGCCUCGGGACGAGCAGUUCUCGGACGUGAAGGGGAUGACGUUCAGCGCGACGACGCUGAGGUCGGGGCUGCACGCGAUGCUGCCGGCGCUGGAGCCGCUGCUGGCGAACCAGGAGCUGAGGUUCCCGCACUUCCCGGCCAUCGACGGCCUCUACAGCGUCGGCAUCCCGCUGCCGGCGCAGCUCGCCGCCGCCGGCGCCGCCACUGCCACGGCCGGCGGCGCCGCGGCCUCCUCCUCCACCUCCACCAACAUCGUCGGCGGCGUCAUCCCCCGCCUCGUCCGCAUGAUCGAGGACACCACCGACCACGUCCUCCGCUUCGACGUCCCCGAGAUGUUCGAGCGAGAUAGGUUCUCGUGGUUCAGAGACGAGGAGUUCGCGAGGCAGGUGCUGGCUGGCGUCAACCCCAUCUGCAUCCAGCUCCUAACGGAGUUUCCCAUCGUGAGCAAGCUGGACCCGGAGGUGUACGGGCCACCGGAGUCGGCGCUGACGAAGGAGUUGCUGGAGAGCCAGAUCGUGGAGUCGGUGACGGUGGAGGAGGCGAUGGCGCAGCGGCGGCUCUUCAUCCUGGACUACCACGACGUGUUCCUCCCCUACGUGCACCGCGUCCGCGAGCGGCCGGAGACGACGCUCUACGGCUCCCGCACGGUGUUCUUCCUCACCGGCGCCGGCACGCUGUCGCCGCUCGCCAUCGAGCUGGCGCGGCCGCAGUCGCCAACGAGGCCGCAGUGGAGGCGCGCCUUCGUCCACGGGCCCGACGCCACGGCGUCGUGGCUGUGGAAGCUCGCCAAGGCGCACGUCCUCUCCCACGACACCGGCUACCACCAGCUCGUCAGCCACUGGCUCCGCACCCACUGCUGCGUCGAGCCGUACAUCAUCGCCGCCAACCGGCAGCUCAGCCGGAUGCACCCGGUGCACCGCCUCCUCCACCCACACUUCCGCUACACCAUGGAGAUCAAUGCCCUGGCCAGGGAGAGCCUCAUCAAUGCCGACGGCAUCAUCGAGGAGUCCUUCUGGCCCGGGAGGUACGCCAUGGAGCUCAGCUCCGUCGCCUACGCCGCCACGUGGCGCUUCGACGCCGAGGCCCUGCCCGAGGACCUGGUGCGCCGCGGGCUCGCCGUUCGACAGGAGGACGGCGAGCUCGAGCUCACCAUCAAGGACUACCCGUACGCCAACGACGGGCUGCUGGUCUGGAACUCCAUCAAGCAGUGGGCGUCGGAUUACAUCGACUUCUACUACAAGUCCGACGAGGAGGUCGCCUGCGACGAGGAGGUGCGGGCGUGGUGGGAGGAGGUGCGCACCAAGGGGCACGCCGACAAGAAGGACGAGCCGUGGUGGCCGGCGGUGGACACCCGGGACGGGCUCAUCGGCGUCUUGACCACCAUCAUGUGGGUGACCUCCGGCCACCACGCCGCCGUCAACUUCGGGCAGUACCACUACGGCGGCUACUUCCCGAACCGGCCGACGGUGAUGAGGAAGAAAAUGCCGGUGGAGGAGAACAAGGAGGAGGAGAUGAAGAAGUUCAUGGAGAUGCCGGAGCACGUGCUGCUGGACACCAUGCCGUCCAAGAUGCAGGCCAUCACGAUCAUGGCGACGCUGGACAUCCUGUCGUCGCACUCCCCCGACGAGGAGUACAUGGGGGAGCACGCCGAGCCGGCGUGGCUGGCGGAGCCGAGGGUCAAGGCGGCGUUCGAGAGGUUCGCAGGGAGGAUGAAGGAGAUCGAGGGCAUCGUCGACGAGCGGAACAACGACCCGGAGCUCAGGAACAGGUGCGGCGCCGGCAUCGUGCCGUACGAGCUGCUCAAGCCGUUCUCCACGCCCGGGGUCACCGGGAGGGGCAUCCCAAACAGCAUCUCCAUCUGAGUUUCGCUAGCUAAGAUAGCUAGCUGCAUUUGGGACAAGAUUGGAGAUGGUUAAGAUUUGUACACUAAGAUCAUGUACCAACACUAAUAGCUCCCGUGUAUGCCUGCCUGCCACGGGAGAGGCAUUUGCUAGUGUGUUUGAGUUACUAGAAUGCCACAAAUUAGUAAAGAGGUUAUUGAACUAAAGCUCAGUUCGCUGAGUUUUCUAGAAAUUGGCAGUAUGUCAUGCGGACGGAUGGGAUCUGCUGGAUUCAGCACAUAUCAUCCAAGAAAAAUUACUCACAGCAGAACAGGCAUGUCAUGCAUGUGACUGAA
Molecule: messenger RNA, 3415 nt
Organism: Oryza sativa Japonica Group (Japanese rice)
Lineage: Eukaryota; Viridiplantae; Streptophyta; Magnoliopsida; Poales; Poaceae
Product: lipoxygenase 2.3, chloroplastic
Biological process (GO): lipid oxidation
Molecular function (GO): metal ion binding; oxidoreductase activity, acting on single donors with incorporation of molecular oxygen, incorporation of two atoms of oxygen; protein binding
Source: RefSeq, a predicted model, not a curated record